Molecule: messenger RNA, 871 nt
Organism: Pseudoliparis swirei
Lineage: Eukaryota; Metazoa; Chordata; Actinopteri; Perciformes; Liparidae
Gene: ela2l
Product: elastase 2 like
Exons: 8
Coding region: 1-804 (267 amino acids)
Biological process (GO): proteolysis
Molecular function (GO): serine-type endopeptidase activity
Source: RefSeq, a predicted model, not a curated record
AUGAUGAAGGUCCUUGUUUUUGCUCUCUUUGUUGUUGGUGCCUACGGGUGCGGCCUGCCCACCUUCCCCCCAGUGGUGACCAGAGUGGUUGGAGGAGAGGAUGUCAGGCCUCACAGCUGGCCCUGGCAGAUCUCCCUGCAGUACAACAGACAGGGUGAAUGGAGACACACCUGUGGAGGUACUCUGAUCUCCAGCCAGUGGGUUCUCACAGCUGCUCACUGUAUCAGCAAGACCAAGGAGUACAGAGUGGCCAUGGGAAAGCACAACCUGGUACAGGCGGAGGACGGUGUUGUGUUCAUGGGCACCGCGAACAUUGUCGUGCAUGAGAAGUGGAACUUCUUGUUCAUCCGUAAUGACAUCGCCCUGAUCAAGCUGGAGGCCCCCGUCACCUUCUCCCACAGCAUCAUGGCUGCUUGUCUCCCCGCUGCUGGCUUCCUCCUCCCCCACAACGAGCCCUGCUACGUCACUGGAUGGGGCCGCGUCUACACUGGAGGUCCCACCGCUGACAUCCUGCAGCAGGCCCUGCUGCCCGUGGUGGACCACGCCACCUGCACAAAGCGUGACUGGUGGGGUUUUCAGGUGAAGGACACCAUGGUCUGUGCCGGUGGAGAUGGAGUCGUGUCUGGCUGCAACGGUGACUCUGGCGGCCCUCUGAACUGCCAGUCGGCGGAUGGUGCCUGGGAGGUGCACGGCAUCGUCAGCUUUGGCUCCGGGCUCAGCUGCAAUUUCGCCAAGAAGCCCACCGUCUUCACCCAAGUCAGCUCCUACAUCGACUGGAUCAGCUCUACAAUGGUGGCCUAUUGAUUGAACAUGGUCCUGGGAAGAAUGGACAUAUAUCAAAUAAAUAAAAUAUGCAACUACGAAUCGAAAA